AUGGGACCAGUUUCUCUUCUUCCCAAAUAUCAGCAUUUAAACACUUGGAAAGGAGAUUUGGCCAAGAUGACCCAUUUACAGGCUGGACUCAGUCCAGAGACUAUAGAGAAAGCUCGCCUGGAACUGAAUGAAAACCCAGAUAUUUUACAUCAGGAUAUUCAGCAGGUCAGGGACAUGAUCAUCACCAGGCCUGACAUUGGAUUUUUACGCACAGAUGAUGCCUUCAUCCUGAGAUUUCUCCGAGCCAGGAAGUUUCACCAAGCAGAUGCCUUUAGACUCCUGGCCCAGUACUUUCAGUACCGCCAGCUAAACCUGGACAUGUUCAAAAACUUCAAGGCUGAUGACCCUGGCAUUAAGAGGGCGCUCAUCGACGGGUUCCCUGGAGUGCUGGAAAACCGCGACCACUACGGCAGGAAGAUUCUCCUGCUGUUUGCAGCCAAUUGGGACCAGAGUAGGAACUCCUUCACAGACAUCCUGCGGGCCAUCCUGCUGUCCCUGGAAGUCCUCAUUGAAGAUCCGGAGCUUCAGAUCAACGGGUUCCUUUUAAUCAUAGACUGGAGCAAUUUUUCCUUCAAACAAGCCUCCAAGCUGACACCUUCCAUUCUCAGACUGGCCAUCGAAGGGCUGCAGGACAGCUUUCCCGCCCGCUUUGGAGGAGUCCAUUUCGUCAACCAGCCCUGGUACAUUCAUGCCCUGUACACGCUCAUCAAGCCAUUCCUUAAAGACAAGACCAGGAAGCGGAUUUUCCUGCACGGGAACAAUUUAAACAGCCUUCACCAGCUCAUACACCCGGAGUUUUUGCCCUCUGAAUUCGGAGGAACCCUUCCUCCUUACGACAUGGGAACUUGGGCCCGGACAUUACUCGGUCCCGACUACAGUGAUGAAAAUGACUAUACGCACACGUCCUACAAUGCGAUGCACGUGAAACACACGUCCUCCAGCCUGGAGAGGGAGUGCUCACCCAAGCCGAUGAAGAGAUCUCAGUCUGUGGUAGAAGCUGGGACCCUGAAACAUGAGGAGAAGGGAGAGAAUGAGAACACUCAGCCACUCCUGGCUCUGGACUGAACCCCGAGUCACUCCAGGUUCCCGCAUAUCGCCAGCCGCCGGUGGUAUCAGCCACCUAGGAAGCACAUGCGCAAAUGACCCCAGACAGGUACGGCU
Eptesicus fuscus (big brown bat) is the source of this 1161-nucleotide messenger RNA. RefSeq names its product clavesin 1 (gene CLVS1). Lineage: Eukaryota; Metazoa; Chordata; Mammalia; Chiroptera; Vespertilionidae. The record is from RefSeq and is a predicted model, not a curated record. The coding region runs from base 1 to 1065 and encodes 354 amino acids. Gene Ontology annotation, cellular component: membrane. The transcript is spliced from 5 exons. Gene Ontology annotation, molecular function: phosphatidylinositol bisphosphate binding.